AUGACAGCUGGCGCUUUUGAGAUUGUUUUUGCAGUUCCAAUGGAAUGCAAUGCUUGUGUUGAAUCAAUUACCAACGUGUUAAAACCAUUGCAAGGUAUUGACAAGUUUGACAUCAACUUGAAAUCGAAUUUAGUUACUACAGAAGGAUCACUCCCACCAAGUGAAAUCGUGAAAGCGAUUCAAAGUACAGGAAGAGAUGCAAUCAUUCGUGGUACUGGUAAACCAAAUUCAGCUGCUGUUUGUAUCCUAGAAUCAUUUGACCCAAAGGACCGUUUCAAACCGGUAAAAGGGUUAGCAAGAAUCGUUCAAGUGUCUCCUCAAAAUGUAUUUGUUGACCUCACAGUCAAUGGAUUACCAAAAGGUACAUACUACCCUUCAAUAAGAGCCACAGGAAACUUGUCUGAAGGUGCUUUGUCAACUGGAAAGUUGUUUUACCCUUUGGAUCCAAUCUAUGUCAAUGAACCUUCCAAUGCAAGUACAACUAUAAAUUCCCUUGGUGCAAGUACAACGGAGGAUUCUCCUAAGCAAUUAUACGCUGGACAAUCGUUCUUGUAUGCUAAAUUAACACCCAAUGAGAUUAUUGGAAGAAGUAUAAUUUUAUCAAGAUUGCAAGAUGAGGUUACAAAAGAUUCUCUUGUGGGGGUAAUUGCCAGAUCUGCUGGUGCAUGGGAAAAUGACAAACAGGUUUGUAGUUGCAGUGGAAAAACUGUAUGGCAGGAAAGAACCGACGCAAAGGCCCAUGGUGUUGCUGUUUAG
Molecule: messenger RNA, 756 nt
Organism: Lodderomyces parapsilosis
Lineage: Eukaryota; Fungi; Ascomycota; Pichiomycetes; Serinales; Debaryomycetaceae
Gene: CCS1
Product: copper chaperone
Exons: 1
Coding region: 1-756 (251 amino acids)
Biological process (GO): removal of superoxide radicals
Cellular component (GO): cytoplasm
Molecular function (GO): superoxide dismutase copper chaperone activity; copper ion binding
Source: RefSeq, a predicted model, not a curated record